Cornus florida is the source of this 1549-nucleotide messenger RNA. RefSeq names its product probable E3 ubiquitin-protein ligase RHB1A. The coding region runs from base 426 to 1097 and encodes 223 amino acids. The transcript is spliced from 7 exons. Gene Ontology annotation, molecular function: ubiquitin-protein transferase activity. NCBI's taxonomy places the organism in Eukaryota, Viridiplantae, Streptophyta, Magnoliopsida, Cornales, Cornaceae. The record is from RefSeq and is a predicted model, not a curated record.
UUUUCUGUAUAAUAUCUGAGACGCCAUAUUUUUAUAUAUUACUGUACAUGCCAUUCAAAAGCUUUAUCGUGCUUUAUCUGACUAAUGAGGCUCUCGAAUUUUCCACCUUUUGACUUUGCAGAACUAUUUUUUUCUCCAACCCUUGGAUUUUAUUUUAUUCACACAAUUCACCAUCAUUUCGUGAAUUUAUACACGUUCAAAUACUUCAAAUAAAACCCUUUCUCUCUCAUACCCCAUUCAUUAGAUAUCACUGUGUCAGUGGAGCGGUCGCCGAACAAGGAGAAGAAUCAUUAGGUUUUAUAUGCUUGAAGUUAUUAUGAGAAUCCAGAGAAAAGCUGCGGCAAAGAUAUGGUAGGCAUAGGAACUCAAAAAGGAAGAAGCCAGCACGCACUUGGUUUCCAAAUGCGGUUUAUGUUGCGUUAGGAAUGUCAUGUAUGUUGUAUAUGAAAAGGAUCUAUGAUGCUUUCAAUAAUAUAUCCUCGCUCAUAUGCUGGUUAUGUUUACUUGAGAAACAACUUCAGAGAAUGGGAGGUUGCUGUUGUUCUUCCAGAAGACCUCAGCUGCAUGGAACACCUAUAUAUUAUUAUUGCCCACCAGCUUUGGAGGAGCGGGAGUCCUUGACAUCUCAUGAUAGUGCAGCCACUGCACUCACUUCAGGCUUCCUAUUUGAUUUGAAUUUGGAUACAUCAACCCCUGAUACUUACCGAACCCCUCCUAGACCUAUCCCAUAUAAUGUGGUCUUGGGACAUCCACAAUCAACAGAUUCUGUUUCUGUAGGAAAACCAGUAAGUGGCAGUAACUUUGAAACUUCGACUACAUGCAUGAUUGUUAAGGAAUCGGAUUACAAACCUCAAGCUGGCUUUUCUCUUGCCUUGCCAAAGAAGUUUGAAAUUGAAUUUUUAAAAUCAGAUGUCUCUAUUUCCCCAACAGAAGAAGAGGACUUUUGUCCAACUUGUCUUGAAGACUACGACUCUGAGAACCCGAGAAUUAUCACAAAAUGUAACCAUCAUUUUCAUCUUUCAUGCAUCCUUGAGUGGAGGGAAAGAAGUGACACAUGCCCCAUAUGUGAUCAGGAAAUGAUAUUUGAAGCUCUUUAAUGCUUCAACAAUAGAGUUUCUUUGCCUUCUGAAGUUGAAUCUUGCAAAGUCAGAAUGCUGCAGAUGCAUGUCAGUUCUUGUUAUGGAAAUGAUCAGAGCCGGCCUAAAGACCGAUCUUUAAUUUGGUCAUAGUUAUUUUUAGGUCAGCAGUGUACAUGUCAAUUGUAUAUUUGGGUCCAUCCUUUCUCGUAUGUAUGUCGAAAAUUUGAAGAAAAAAUGAAGUCCAACACAGCAUAAGAAGUGGUUGCUGGUUUCCCAUAGCUCCUAUCUAGUAUUUAAAACCUUGAUUAUUUGUUCCCAGUUACAAUCAGAAGUUAAUGGUUGGAGUCUUGAAGAACUAUACAACCUGAGCUCUGCUUCUUAUACUGUGAUGAUUUGUUUCAUUCCACUUUGUUGUACGGACUCCCUUAUUUUAAAUGUACAUGAUGUAUGCUGCAUACAUUUGUUUCGAA